AUGUUGACAUUUUUGAUCCCUGGUCCAACAGCUCCUGGUAAUAACAUAGAUGUUUACCGAGCACCACUGAUAGACGAUCUAAAAGAUUUGUGGGCUGAGGGUAUUGAAGUGUACGACUCAUUUGCGAAGGAGAAUUUCAAACUCAGAGCCUUGCUGCUUUGGAGUAUCAGUGACUAUCCAGCCUUAGGAACACUGUCUAGAUGUAAAGUAAAGGGGAAACAAGCCUGCAAUAUAUGUGGAAAGGAUACACCUGCAAGGUGGCUUAAGUUUAGCCGCAAGUUUGUCUACAUGGGAAACAGAAAGAGACUACCGCCUGGCCAUCAUUACAGAUAUAAAAAAACUUGGUUUGACAACACUGUGGAGGAAGGGAAUGCAAAUAGGAAACAAACUGGCGCUGAGAUAUAUGAGACACUACAAGCUUUUAGGAAUGAUUUUGGUAGACCUCUAGAGAAGGAAAAAAAAAAGGAAAAUACCAGAGAGUUGCCUGUUCGUCACAAUAUUGAUGUUAUGCACGUAGAAAAGAAUGUGUCAGAUGCUAUAUUGUCUCUCUUGAUGCAAAGUGCGAAGUCAAAAGAUGGGUUGAAAUCAAGAAAAGACUUAGAAGAUAUUGAAAUCAAAAAGCACUUGCAUACAGAGGUGAGGGGAAAGAAAACAUACUUACCUCCUGCUGCCUACUGGUUAUCGAAGAAAGAGAAGACCAUUUUCUGCCAAAGGUUAGCUAAGUUUAGAGAUCUUGAUGGUUAUUGUGGCAAUAUUGCGAACAGUGUUUCAGUUAACCCUCCAAAUAUUGGUAGUUUAAAGUCGCAUGAUCAUCAUGUCCUAGUACAGAACUUGUUACCAUCUGCAUUAAGAGGGUUGUUACAUAGGGGUCCUAGGAUAGCCAUAAGUAGAUUAUGUAGUUACUUCAACAGGUUGUGUCAGCGCAUCAUUGACCCGGAGAAACUUAUAUCCAUGGAGACAGAGUUUGUGGAAACAAUGUGUCAACUGGAGCGCUUCUUCCCUCCAGCCCUUUUGGAUAUCUUGUUCCACCUUCCAAUACAUCUAUCAAAAGAGGCACACUUGGGAGGACCAUUACACUUCCGCUGGAUGUAUCCCUUCGAAAGGUACAUGAAAACACUAAAGGUUUUUGUUAAGAAUUAUGCAAGGCCAGAAGCAUGUAUGGCUGCGGCGUAUUUAGCUGGAGAAUGCGUUGCAUUUUGUUUAGAGUUUCUUAAAGAUUCAGUACCAGUUCAAGAAGCAGUUAAUCGUAAUGAAAAUGUUGAGAUUCAUUCAGACUCAACAGAUAGUCGUUCUAAGGAGAUAAUGUGGUUGGCAUUUGGACCAAGAAAUGUUGCUUUAGCACAUAAAGGAUUCAUCAUUAAUGGGCAACGGUUUCAUACUGAUGCGGUCAAGCUGAAGACACAAAACAGUGGAGUAACUUAUGAAGCCUUUAGCAUGUGUAGAUCAAGUGCUCGAGAUAUGAGACAGGUCGCUGGUAUGCUUACAUACUAUGGAGUGAUAAAUGAGAUUUUACUCAUCGACUAUCACAUGUUCAAAGUGCCACUGUUUAGAUGCAACUGGGCAAACACAGGGAAUGGUGUGAAGGAAGAAGAUGACUUCACUCUUGUUAACCUUCAUAUGAACCAAGCAGCCUAUUUGAAAGAUCCAUUCAUUCUACCUUCUCAAGCGAAACAGGUUUUCUACUCUAGGGAGGAUAAUCAUUCAAAUUGGUAUGUUGUUAUGUUGUUAUGA
This is a messenger RNA of Brassica rapa (field mustard), 1731 nucleotides long. RefSeq lists its product as uncharacterized. Lineage: Eukaryota; Viridiplantae; Streptophyta; Magnoliopsida; Brassicales; Brassicaceae. The record is from RefSeq and is a predicted model, not a curated record.